GGGGCGACGUGGGUCAGCUGACCGCAGACGGGGUUGUUGUGGAUGGUCCGCGCCGCUGAGCAGGGAGAGACGCGCAGGAGCCCGUCGCCGUCGAGAUGCCCUCGGAGAAGAGCUUCAAGCAGCGGCGCACCUUCGAACAAAGAGUAGAAGAUGUCAGACUUAUUCGAGAGCAGCAUCCAACGAAGAUCCCGGUAAUUAUUGAAAGGUAUAAAGGAGAAAAGCAACUUCCUGUACUGGAUAAAACUAAGUUUCUGGUCCCAGAUCAUGUCAACAUGAGUGAGCUGAUCAAGAUUAUCAGGCGCCGCCUGCAGCUGAAUUCCAAUCAAGCUUUCUUCUUACUGGUGAAUGGACACAGCAUGGUGAGCGUUUCUGCACCCAUUUCGCAGGUGUAUGAGAGCGAAAAGGACGAGGAUGGAUUCCUGUACAUGGUCUAUGCCUCUCAGGAAACAUUCGGCAUGAAAUCCUCCGUGUAAACCAUACCCAGCGGCUUGUAGCCUAGGAUAGUUUUUACCCCUCCCUCCCACAGGAAAAAGAAAGGGAUGUCACUGACCUGCUUCACAGUAGCUGUGCUUAGCGGGUUUUCUCAUCGUACUUUUGUUUUGUUUGUGAAUAUUGAACAGAUGAGUGCCAGUAUGGACAAGCGGCCCAGCUUCGUAGACCUGCUAAAAAUUUGCACAGGCACAUUUGCUUUUAAAAAGCCUCUGGAAUUUGACUGAAACCAUACCAUGUGUGUUAAGCUGCCAAUAAAAGGGAUGUUUGCAUUAUUCCAUGUGUAGGGACUGGGCUAAAUGUUAAGUAGCAAACUGAAAUAUGUGUGUAUGUGUGACAUCUCCUUCUGUUAAGCCUGCUUCAGUCCCUGAAAACUGCUUUUUUUUCCAGAAAGGGAACAAAUAGGAGUAAAAGUCCACUUGCUUUAAACUCCUUGGUGUUUUGAUAAGCCAAUGCAUGUGGUGGGGAGGGGCAGUGAUUAAUUCCCUGGUACUGCUACUUCAGGAGAUAAAAAACAUCAGAUUGCUAAUUGUGAUUAUAUACCAAACACCACAGCUUUACUCUAGUUUUAGAAAACGUGUACUUUAAAACUAGGUUAUAUACUUAACAGUUAUAUAAGAAACUUCUGCUUAACAAGAAUUUGUUGCAAUUUGUCAUACACCUCUUUAAGAUGUUAUAUCUUCCCCACACCCUGUUAAAAGGUUUGCUUGUGACCUUUGGAUGUCAUUGAUCCCGUUUGAAGAAAUGAACUUGAGAGCAGUUUUGAGGAUAACCAGUUGGAAAAGUUAUACAAUAUGUACUGGCAUGCCUCAUGACCACUGUUUCUUUAUAUUUAACGUAUUAAUCUUUCUACCUGCUAAGUUCUUGAUCAUUGUUGGAAUAGAUGGCGUAAAGAACGAUUUUGCAUUGUGUCCUUACUGAAAGCCCUGGUUUCCUUCAGUGUGAGUUCCAACCUCAAGGAAUUUCCCCUUUUGCUUUAGACUGGGUAAUGUCUAAAGUUACAAAGAGCAGAUGAAGAUUCUGUAAUUGAAGCUUCCUGACAAUUGCAUGGGAACUAAACCUUAAUUUUGCUGUAAACAGGGUAUGUCCUAUGCAGAAAGAAUACUUCAGAUAUGUGUCCUGCUUCCCCAGUGAAAUGUAGUAAACUUAUCCUUGUAUAUUAAUGUGUGUGAAUUUAAUUGUUAUAGCAAGCUAAUUUCCAUUAAAGGGAAGAAAAGAGCGAUGCUAAAUUUUGACAUGCUGCAGGAUAUUAAUCCUACGCAGUUUGUACCAUUGCAUGCAUGUGUCCGGUGCUUGCAUCUAACUUUUAAAAUGUCCACUGUGAGCUUUCACUCUACUGUAAAAUUUUAAUACAUUUUCUGUUCAGUUUAAGAUCUUCAUGAUAGACAGCCGUCCUUAUAAUUGAUGAAUGACUGCUUCCUGUACAAAUGUGUGUUGUUUUUUAAAAGCGUGGAUAUGGAUGAUUCCACCUCAAAUUGAUUAGAAGUUGUGGCCGUUUACAAAGCCCAUUUUAAAAAUGGUCCUAGUGUGGUGUGUGAAGAGCAGCAGACACAACUGAACAAAAGCCUGUGGCUCAGAUGCUCUUACUGUUGCAGAAGGGAAAGAUGCCAGAAUUAGGAGCGUCUGUGGCCUUAAAAAUGUACAGUUGUACUCCGGAAGUUGCCAUGGCAUUGUCUUCCUGAGCUAUGGAAAAUAACCGUGCCCACUUCUGAAGCCGGGGCAAGACGCCAGAUUCCCAAGGGGACACAGCAAAAGGCGUGGUGGUAGCAUAGCACUAGAGGAAGCUCUUGCCAGAAGAAGUUGAUUGGAUUAUUUUCCAGGCUGUAGUGUGGCUGUUCUGAAUCCUGCAGCUCCACUAUGUAAAUGGACAACUUGCAGAAAACAAGCUGUUGGACAGCUCUGCAGUUCCUGCCAAGGCCACCACUUGAAAUAAUGCAUGUUUGUUAGCCUUUGGUUGAACCUACUGAGCUCGCUGUAAGCUUGAUUAUUUUCUUUAGCCUCCAACUGAAAA
Molecule: messenger RNA, 2500 nt
Organism: Elgaria multicarinata webbii
Lineage: Eukaryota; Metazoa; Chordata; Lepidosauria; Squamata; Anguidae
Gene: MAP1LC3B
Product: microtubule associated protein 1 light chain 3 beta
Exons: 4
Coding region: 96-473 (125 amino acids)
Biological process (GO): autophagosome assembly; autophagosome maturation; macroautophagy
Cellular component (GO): autophagosome; autophagosome membrane; cytosol
Molecular function (GO): ubiquitin protein ligase binding; microtubule binding
Source: RefSeq, a predicted model, not a curated record